AUGUCAUCAUUAUCUCGAAACUAUUUUACUCUUCUCUUGGCAUUAUUCAUCCUUCCGUUGACAGUACUAUGUCAUGGACCGGAAGAUUACAGACCUGAAGAAGGACUAACGGGACACAAUGGCGUCUUUCAGGCAUUACCGUGGACAAAAUACGAACUCUCACUGAUUUCCUCACUUCACGCCACCGCCAACUAUCCAGAAGUAAUGAAAAUGGUUCGAGAGAAGCUAGUGAUCAGUGACGUGGCACCAAAUGAUCGGAGGAAGAUUGAGAGAAUGCUGAAAUCUCUUCGACCGCCACCGGUGUUCAACGAUUUUUUGAAUGCGGAAGAGGCGGAGGAGGUCCGAAAAGCCCACAGCGAGAAGAACAUAGGCGACGUGUUAUACGUAAUCGGUCGAAAGUUAGCAGAACUUCCGGACUUUCUACGAGAUCAAGCCGUCACUUAUCUUACAAAACACACGCCGACAAUCCAGCCGCCAGACUUUUGA
Molecule: messenger RNA, 486 nt
Organism: Caenorhabditis remanei
Lineage: Eukaryota; Metazoa; Nematoda; Chromadorea; Rhabditida; Rhabditidae
Exons: 3
Coding region: 1-486 (161 amino acids)
Source: RefSeq, a predicted model, not a curated record